Tympanuchus pallidicinctus (lesser prairie-chicken) is the source of this 2457-nucleotide messenger RNA. RefSeq names its product DNA fragmentation factor subunit beta (gene DFFB). The transcript is spliced from 7 exons. The record is from RefSeq and is a predicted model, not a curated record. NCBI's taxonomy places the organism in Eukaryota, Metazoa, Chordata, Aves, Galliformes, Phasianidae. Gene Ontology annotation, cellular component: nucleus; cytoplasm. Gene Ontology annotation, biological process: apoptotic DNA fragmentation; apoptotic process. Bases 26 to 1027 code for a protein of 333 amino acids. Gene Ontology annotation, molecular function: DNA endonuclease activity.
AGGCGGGGAAGUGGCGGGCGCAGCGAUGGCGGCUCCUCUCAGGCCAUUCCGCCUCCGCCGCCCCGGCAGCGCGCAGAAAUUCGGGGCGGCGGCGGGGAGCCUGCGUGGGCUGCUGCGAAAGGGCUGCCGGCUGCUGCAGCUCCCGUUGGCAGGCAGCCGGCUGUGCCUCUACGAGGACGGGACGGAGCUGAGCGAGGCGUUCUUCCGCACGCUGCCGCCGCAGACGGAGCUGGUGCUGCUGCGGCCCGGGGAGAGCUGGCCGGGCUGUUGCGGGGAUCUGGAGCGGUUCCUGGCCGCCCUGUGCUGCCGGACGGACGCGGUGCUGGAGGCCGCUCGGAGGCUGCUGGAGGACGAGCGGGCGCCCCGCAGGCAGAGGCUGCUGGCGGAUCUGAUCCACAACCUGAGCGGGGACGGCGCGGCUGAGCGCCGGGACGAGGACGGGAAGUGGUUCGAGGGUCUAGAAUCUCGUUUUAAGAACAAAUCAAGCUACAUGCGGUACAGCUGUGAAAGCAGAAUACGAAGCUACAUGAAAGAGGUUAGUAAUUUUAUUUCAAACGUUCAUCCUACAGCAAGAGAUGCAUAUAAAAGGAUACUCGACCUGAUGUCGGAUAAACUGAAAUCUGUGAAAUAUAAUGGCAGCUACUUCGACAGGACAGAGGAGGAGGCAGCGAUGCGCCUGUGCACAAAGGAGGGAUGGUUCUCUUGCCAGGGCCCUUUUGACAGAGAUGACUGCCCAUGUAAGCAUUCUAUCAACCCCUAUACUAACAGGGAAAGCAGAAUCCUCUUCAGCACCUGGAAUCUCGAUCACAUAAUAGAAAAGAAACGUAGUGUUGUCCCAGAACUGGCAGAAGCUGUCAAAACACGAGAUGGAAGAGAAGUGAACUGGGAGUACUUUUAUCAGCUAUUGUUUACAGUGCAUAAUCUAAAACUCGUACAUAUUGCUUGCCAUAAGAAAACCAAUCACAAUCUCAGCUGUGACAAAACUAAAAUUUACAGAAAAAGGAAGCAAACCCAUGAGAUUGCAUAGCGCUCCCUUUGGAAGCAACUUCUGCUUUUGUUUUUUUCCAUUUCAAAAUCGUGUAAGAUGGCAGCAUGUUUAAGUCGCUCUUGUUUCUUAAACAAAACCUUACUUAGCAAGUCUCUUCUGCCAAGGACUUCUUCCUUUAUCACCUCCAGUGCAUUAAUUGAACUGCAGUCUCGCAGAGCACGCGUUCAGACCGUGCCUGAUUCUCCCACCUUAGGUGACACAGUGCUGAGUGUGAUAAGCUGACUCACAGCCGCAGUGUGCAGAAUAGAGGCCAGAAGCUGACACUGAUGAUACCUUAUGAUUUCCUGCUUGCUGUAGUAAAUGUAGGUGCAAAAUGCAUGGUACAGAAACAACUUUCUUGCAAAUGAUUCAAAGCAGAUUGAUACUGCUCUGAAUGUUAAGCCAAACAAAGAAUACUUCAGGGUAAUUAUUCUGUGCCUUCACCAGGAAGACAGGCGCUGUACUGCAGACAGGCCAAAUGAUUCAGUGGCAGAGCUGCUGGCUUUUCUCUAUGAAAAUACCUGCACUCGUCUGUGACCAUUCAAUCCACUGUUGCAUAGAUGCAGGUCUUAUAGGAGUAAGCAAGGCUGUGGUGCAUCUCUGCUUUUAUCACCCUUGUGCUCUGGCAUCUUUCCCACUGAUUUCCUUCGGUCUUUGCCUCUCUAGAUUGAGCUUUCUUGAAGCAACACAUACAAUCUUAUUAUACAGUAAUCAUGUUUGUCUGCAGAAACUGCUUCUGUGAAACACUCUCUACCUCUCAGGUAACAAAAUACAAGUAGAUCAUUUUUUACAUUUUUUUUUUUUCCUAAAUAUCAGCUGAUAGCAGCUGAACUCUCAGGGAUGAGUAUUUUUUAAAUCAAAAAAUAAAAGUAAAAUCACUGCCAUCUUUCUGUGUAUCUGGAGGUAGAGGUGCAUGAGUAGUCAACAGUAAGGUACAAUACAGCAUGGCUGCUGCAGACUAGAAGGACUUAGCACAGGAAAAGGUGCUUAUCAAUUAAGUAGUGGAUGUUUACCAGACAUAACAUCAUUCACCUCAAAGGAAAGUUCUGGGUGUUUACUUUGGUUGUUGGUUUUGGUUUUUUAUUUCCAUUUUCUUCCUCUCACCUCUUUCUUAUCAGAUAAAUUCAUCUAUUUCAGACAGGGUUGUUAUUAAGAUAGUAUUGCUGUGUGAGUCCUGACUUGUUGGGACUUGGAAAUGCAGGAGUUUUGCUACAGCCAGUGCUAAUUAAAGCAACAAUUCAAUUCCUUUCCCAAACAUUUCUACAUGAAAAAUAAGCAGGUGCAUUUUCAGUGAGGAGUUCCAGCACCAUUGGAUUGAGCCUUUCUGAUCAUCUCACUGAAUAUACAUCAACUGUAACAGAGGUGAAAAUGCACGUUCUGGUGUUUUGGUGUUGGGGAAGGGACUGCAAUAAAGACUCUGACAAGAAGCA